UAAACACGUGUAAAACAAUGACUGUGCAACAAUACUGAGAGACUGUGAUGCUAAAAUAUUGAGAAGAAUCGUUGCUGUGUUCGCGCAAACGUCGCACAUCCGCAUUUCCACCUUAAACGAAGUGUCUUUGUGGCGCGCGCGCGCCAUCUCUUCCGUUCCACCUUAAGCGCACGAUGCGAGCCAACGCACGCGUACAGUAGCCGUAGCUAAUGUUUCCGUUCUUCUCCAACACACACACACACACUCUCGGUCUGUGCGCGUGUGUGCUUUCUGCAGGAUUAAAUAAUCAGGUCGUCGACGCGCUGGCUGUGGAACAAUUUUUUUUAAAAAAAAAUAAAUAAAUAAGCAAACAAACAAACAAACAAAAACGCGCGCGCGCGCACACACACACACACACACACACGGAAAAAAAAAAAAAAAAACAAAUUAAACUUUUUGUUCUCGGGUGGAUCAUGUCGGAGCCGAGGUACCGCGAGUGGAUUCUGGACACCAUAGACUCGCUGAGGUCGAGAAAAGCGCGACCGGACCUGGAGCGGAUCUGCCGGAUGGUCCGGAGGCGACACGGAUCAGAGCCCGAGCGGACGCGCCUGGAGCUGGAGAGACUCAUCCAGGAGCACGCGGUGCUCAAAGUGAACUACAAGGGCUCGGUGUCGUACCGCAACGCGGCCAAAGUGCAGCGCGGCAGGCGGAGGAGCGAGCAGGCGGCCGGCAAGAAGUCCUCCUCCUCCUCCUCUUCCUCUUCUUCCUCCUCCAACAACAAGCGAGCUUCACCCGCAGAGCUGAACCACAGCGACAGCGCGCAGGGUCCCGCCGGGGACGACCCGGUGGAGGACAUGGAAGACGAGCUGUCCACCACGGCCGGCAUGGACAGCAGCAUGGACGAGGAGGAGGCCAGUCUGGACGCUCCCUGCAUGCAGAUACAGAGCUCUGCCGACUCGGGCAUCAGUCUGAGUCCUGUCAUUACAGACGCCGAGGCAGAGGUGACCAGAGCCUCGCCCACGCCCUCGAAGAACGACUCUUCAUGCCACAGCACCCCAGAGAAGGACCGAGACGCCGCUCGAGUUUCUCCUGAACGCACACAGCCUGCGGCUCAGCAAGACACGGGCUCCCUGGAGCUGGAAGCGGUGCUGCAGCCGGCAGCCAUCUGUCCCUCGGCCCAGCGGAGCGCGCUGACGCGGGAGGAGGAGCCGCGAGCCGGCGAGAGCGCACUCACUCCUGAUCAGCUGCUGUCCAACUGCACGGCCUCGCCGCACCAGGACGAGGCAGUGGGAUCAGACCACCUACAGGAGGGUAAAAAGUGCAGUAUCAUGGAUGUCAUUGCUCACUCACAAGGAACAGAAACAGCCAAGAAUGGAGGGAUGAAGAAAGGAGGGUUGUUUAAAGCGGAGGAGAUGGCACAGGACCUCUUGCAGUGGAGUGUGGCGGAUGUGGUGAGCUACUUCACUUCUGUGGGGUUUCCUGAACAGGCUGUGGCUUUCAGAACGCAGGAAAUCGACGGGAAGUCCCUCCUCUUGAUGCAGCGCAGCGACGUGUUGACAGGCCUGUCGAUCAGACUCGGCCCCGCCCUCAAGAUCUACGAGCAUCACGUCAAGGUCCUGCAGAAGAGCCACUUUCAGGAGCACAGUGACGUUUUCUCUUAAUCUCGCAUUGCCUCAAAGACUGACACGAACCCGCAGAGCCGAGCGAGGUCGCGGCAUGGGGAGAGAAAGGACUCGACACGCUCAGCGCUUUCCCGCCUCCGCCCGGCUCGACCGGAUUUCACUUCUCUCCUCUUCCUCUUGUCCUGCUCCAAAGAACACCACUGAGCUCGGGGAAUUCCCCAUCAAAUCUCUCUGACACUUCCGUUCCUGAGGGGGGAGGAGAAGGACAGCUUUUCAUUCAUCAGUGUUGUUUUUGUUUGUUCUUAUGAUUUACACUAUGAUCUCAGUAAUAUAUUUUUGUUUGCGAUAUUAUAUUGACAUUUCCUUAUAAAUUUUAAUAUGUAAAGCAGCCAGAUAUAGAAAUGAUAAUGUGGAUAUGUAAAGUUAGGAAAUAAAUUCCAAUUUCAGAAAUCUA
Messenger RNA from Pangasianodon hypophthalmus (striped catfish), 2055 nucleotides. RefSeq names its product sterile alpha motif domain containing 1a (gene samd1a). Lineage: Eukaryota; Metazoa; Chordata; Actinopteri; Siluriformes; Pangasiidae. Bases 453 to 1640 code for a protein of 395 amino acids. Gene Ontology annotation, molecular function: DNA binding; protein binding. The record is from RefSeq and is a predicted model, not a curated record. The transcript is spliced from 7 exons.